AGGAAGAGAUGGGUGGAAGCCCCUGUUAGGCACCCAAAUCCCUUUGGCCCUAGGAGGUGGGGGUGCCGGAUUGAGCCCUCGGGGUGGCAGGUAGCCAGACAUUGGAAGGGGCCCAUUUUUCAGGCCAGGCCCAAUGUGGCUUUGGAUGGGAAGCUAGAAGGUGGCUUGAGGCCGUAUGGCCCAAGGCUGGAGCCUGCCUAGCACUGGUGCCAGCUGCUCCCUGGUACCGACAGCUCGCUGCGUCUGGCAGCCUCGGCCAAGCGGAGAGCAGGUCACUUCACCAGAGCUGUGCGCUUCGGGUGGAGCCUGUGCCCUGCUCCAUGUAGACGCAUCUUCCGUAAACUCUGGAGCCAGCCCAGCCUUGGGGAGCAGGGGCUCGAGGGCUUUCCCCUCUGCUUCUGUCUCCCCCCAGCACAGCCUGGGGCUGAAUCAGAGAGAAAAUCCCCCUUAUGUCACCUGCCCCAUCCCCGGUGCCUAUGCUGUGGCCUGCAUGGGACUCAGCAACUGGGCUCCCCCAUGCCACAGCCUCUAACGCUUCCUGCCUCUGCUGGAUUUCCUUUGCCAUCCUCUGCCCCAGGCUUGGCCCUCGCACCCCAGUACCCCUUGGGGUUACUCAUCCCGCUUGGGGUUCCCACAGCCCUUAGACCAGCUGCUUGGACGCCUAGUUCAGAGCUUAAAUCUCUCUGGCGUUAGAAAGCUCCUGCUCCUCUCAAGGGAGAUUUGGGUGACGUGUUAGGGAAACCUUUCUAACUUGCAGGGCAGGGAUGCUCUGGAGGCUGCAGGAUUCCCAUCAUUGGAGGGUUUCAAGAACAGGUUGGAUGGACACCUGUCAGGGAUGGCCUAGGUUCACCAGGUCCUGCCUCAGCACCAGGGGGCUCGAUGGCCCAUCCAGCCCUCUGUUUUUAGGAUUCUUGUCUGACCCAUGUAGUCAAAUAAGGGAGGUGUCUGCCUGGGUCACUCGCCCAGCUCUGAGUGGAGCACAGCAGCUGGUUCACAGCAAUGCUGCUGGCCAGUGGGCCACUGCAGAAUGCGAUUACAGGGCUGUAGUGGAAAGAGGGGCUGGGAUUUUGGCCAGACAUCAGCUCUGCAGGAAGGGUCUGGAAUCUUUAGUGCGCACACGUGCUCAGCAGGCCUCUGCUGCCCCGCAGCAGCAACCCCCCGAGGGCUCCCUGGCCCCGGCCUGAGCCAGCCGUGCCUCCUCCUGCACCCCAGAGCCACAGAGUCUGGGCCAACUCACAGGGGAGUGCUCCAUGCGCAGCUCCCAUCCCACUCCCCGAAGCCAGUGCUGACGGGGACUCCUGCUGGAAAAUCCUAGAGGUUUCUAGCACGUGUCCCCCUUAACUAGCAGCCACAGGGCCUGUCAUCGCUGCGCGCCGCGGGUGGCAGCUGGACACGCUCCCCUCCAAGUCCAGCUCUGGGUGGAUGCUGCUUAGCUCAAGAUCUACCACAGAGCCCAGUGUGAGCGGGUGGCUCAUGGGUAGGUCAGGGCCAUGGGGAAUCUCCAUCAUGCCCCGGCUGUGGGGCAGGUAGGAGCCCCGGGGCUGGCGCUCAGCUGCUUCCACUUGUGCCGGCGUUCCGGGAAUGCCGAGGGAAAGGUCAGCGAAGAGGGAAGAAGAAUUUGGGGGCGGAGGGGAAGAGCAGCCGUCUGGUUCCCGGCUUAGUCCUGCCGCGUAUGGAACGGGCCGCGGCAGGGGGAUUGCACGCAGCAUCACAGGCCUCGGGGAUAAAUCAGUGCUGGUGCUGACAGGAGAGCGCCCGGCGCCGUCUGGGACUGGGGCCGGGCAAGCACAUUCCUUCCACUCCUUCCUCCAUCGGCCGUGCCAAUGUCGAGCAGGGCGGCAAAGCCAGGCCCUGCCAGGCUGGAGGGGAAACACCCCUGAGGGGAGGGGGUUGUCUGGACACCUGGGUUCUAUUCCUGGCUCUAGGAGGGAAUGGUUGGAGGAGAGGGAGUCAGGACACCUGGGUUCUCUUCCCAGCACCAAAGGGAAGUGGGGUCUAGUGGUUCCUAGUCUGUGACUUCCCCCUCCUCAAUCUUUCACAGGGCUCUGGUUUUCAGAGCCCGGCCUUCCCCCUGCUGCUGCCUCCCUCCCUCCCCGCCCUCACAGCCCCUCAGCAUCUACCGCUGCCAUUAACAAUAAAGCAUUUUGAACCCCUAAAAGACUAGACACAGGUGAGGAAGAGGGACACUCUGGGGGGCGAGGCUCUGUUACGUAAUGAGGGGAUUGUAUUUUGACUAGACGUCCCCCUGGGGCUGACUCCUGGGAGACCACUCUCCCCGUGGCUGCCCCAAAAGCCGGUGGAACUUGCUGCUACUAGAUCCAGGCCCCGCCAUGGGCCUCACCUUGUACAGAGCCACAAGCGGAAUUCAGCGCUUCCCAGCCGAUCUCUGACACCUUGGAGCCAAAGAGAUGCUGAAGUCACAAGUCAUCAUCUUCGUGAUAGGAGGCCCAGGCUCUGGCAAAGGGACACAGUGUGAGAGGCUGGCUGCCAAGUACCAGUUCCAGCACCUGGGCAUGGGGAACCUACUGCGGGCGGAGGCCAGCGAGCCCACGCGCCAGGGGCGACAAAUCAAGGACAUCCUGCUGAAAGGAGCGCUCGUGCCUUCAGGCUUCGUCCUCAACCUGCUGAACGCCAACCUGCUGCAGAGAGAGGAGGCGAAGGGCUUCUUGGUCAAUGGCUUCCCCCGGGAGCUCAACCAGGCCAAGGACUUUGAGCGUGUGGUGGGGCGUCCUCCCAACAUCGUGAUCGUCUUGGACUGCUCAACGGAGACCAUGAUCCAGCGGCUGCUGCUGCGGGGCCAGACUGGCCAUCGGGCCGACGACCACGAAAGCUGCAUCCGCCAGCGGCUGGAGACUCACUACUCACUGUGCGAGCCCGUCAUCAGCUACUACCAGCAGAAGAACCUGCUCAGAAACAUUCUAGGUGAGGAGCCAGAAGACGCCAUCUUCGCAAAGUGCUGCUCUGUCCUCGACAGCCUCCGUUAGGCCAGGUGCCUGCUGCCCUGCCCAGGGCCGGGACUGUGUUCAAAUAAAGGUUCAGUUUUGGGCCCUGGCCUUACACCUGCCCUACCCCGACAGCCCUCAGCACCUGCCCCACCCAUGGGGCUAGGGCGUGAGCGCCCUCUGCUGCCCAGAGCUGACCCCACAUGCUUAAGUCAAUGGUCCAGGUCCCUUUGGACCUCCCCAGCCAGCGGCAUCAACUGCAGAUAGUCCACAAGCAGCCAAGGUGCCACACAGCUAGAGAGGCAGGGGCCCAGCUGCACACAAACGGCCAGCAGGAAGCCAGCAGACAAGGGAAGUAUCUGACAAGCAGGGUAGCUGGGCAAAGUGGGUCUGGCCUAGGGCAAAGAGCAAAUGACUCCGGGAGCCUCCUUACCCCAGGAGAGGGGAGAUGGCUACAGCUCCCCCCUCCUCCUCCAAAGCUGCUUUGAGUGAGGUGAACACAGCAGGGUGCAGUUCCCUGCUCUGCCUUCUAGAGCAGCCCAUUAGCUCACCAGCCUCCUGGCCUAACCCCUACCUCCCUACUCACUGGGGCAGUAGCUCCACCCCCCAGCCCCUGAAUCAGACUUGUGCCUUUCCCCAGCAGCCCCCUUUAGAGGAGCAGGACUGCAGGACAGAAGGGCAGGGACAAGAUAGCCGGGCCAGAGAGCGGGGAGGGUUUGAGGGACCAAGGAGCAGCCAAGAUGAGAUCACAUCCAUUGAAACACCCAGCUUAUUACCAAAAGUCCUUUUGUUUUUCCAAUCCAUGAAUUGAGACCCAGCUAUAUGUGAGUUAGGGGCACCCCAGCCAGACACCGGUUUUGUACAGAGGUCAGCUUCGAAAGAGACCUGCUUUCCACACACCACACACAGGGGUCACACAAAGCCGAGUCUUAAAAGCCAACAGCAAGGGGGGAGUGGAGAGAC
Messenger RNA from Chelonoidis abingdonii (Abingdon island giant tortoise), 3905 nucleotides. RefSeq names its product adenylate kinase isoenzyme 1. Gene Ontology annotation, molecular function: nucleobase-containing compound kinase activity; ATP binding. Gene Ontology annotation, biological process: nucleobase-containing compound metabolic process. NCBI's taxonomy places the organism in Eukaryota, Metazoa, Chordata, Testudines, Testudinidae. The record is from RefSeq and is a predicted model, not a curated record.